AUGGGAUGGAAGCUGAAGUUUCCGAAUGCAGUGGUGCACAGGCUCAUAGAGUCAGGCUCGGAUCAUGCUCCAAUCUUGAUGGAAACUGAACCUCAAUCCUGGCAUAGUAAAAGGCGCUUUAAAUACCAGGAACGUUGGUGUAGAGAAGUGGAUGUCAAGAGAAUUGUCAGUGAAGUGUGGAAAAUAGAAGUUGUAGGCUUGGUUAUGUUCUUCUUGGCCCAAAAGUUGAAAGAUUGUAGACAUAGACUAGUUCAAUGGCAGAAAACUCACGAAGCAAACUCUCGUAAAGAAAUUGAGGACCUUCAAGCUAAACUAGAGGAGUUGCAGGUGGCUGGAAUCAAUGGGGGAGAGGAGGUUACCAUUUUGGAAGAGAAGUUGGAGCUGGCAUAUUUGAAAGAAGAGAGCUAUUGGCGAGAAAAAUCUAGAGUCAAGUGGCUAAAAGAAGGAGAUCAGAACACUAGAUUCUUUCACCAAAAAUUUCAAUCAAGGGUGCGAAGGAACAGAAUUUGGAGAUUAGUAGGAAGGGACAAUGAGAUUGCAUCGAAACCGGAGGAUAUUGCAAAGGUAGCUGAAGACUACUUUUGCGAUAUUUUUACUUCUUCUUAUUCGGCUGAUCCGAAUCCAUACUUAGAGGAUUUGGAGCCUAAGGUUACAGCUUCCAUGAACCGCAGGCUCUAA
Arachis stenosperma is the source of this 678-nucleotide messenger RNA. RefSeq lists its product as uncharacterized. The record is from RefSeq and is a predicted model, not a curated record. The coding region runs from base 1 to 678 and encodes 225 amino acids. The transcript has a single exon. Lineage: Eukaryota; Viridiplantae; Streptophyta; Magnoliopsida; Fabales; Fabaceae.